This is a messenger RNA of Calidris pugnax (ruff), 3683 nucleotides long. It is a transcript of the gene RUFY3, whose product is annotated as RUN and FYVE domain containing 3. Gene Ontology annotation, molecular function: metal ion binding. Gene Ontology annotation, cellular component: cytoplasm. Lineage: Eukaryota; Metazoa; Chordata; Aves; Charadriiformes; Scolopacidae. Gene Ontology annotation, biological process: regulation of axonogenesis. The record is from RefSeq and is a predicted model, not a curated record.
GGGGGGUCCGGAGGGAAACCGGUGGGGGUUUCCCCGGGAUAAGGAGCCACCGCCGUGUCCCCGUCCUCCUCGUGUGUGUGUGUCCCCCCUCACGCCGCCGCAGCGGGGGCGGAGGCCGGGCCGCGGCCCUGCUUCCCGGGCGGGGCGGGGCCCGGGGCGGCGAUGGCGGAGGCGGAGCGGGCUCCUCUCCUCUCGCCGCUGGCGGAAAGUUCCCGGGACGGGGCCGGUGCGGAGCUAUCCCCCGCUAUGGAGCGGCGGGCCGAGCCCGGGGAGGCGGCGGCGGCGGUAGGAGGAGAAGAAGAGGAGGAGGAGGACGAGGCGCCUGUCUCGGCUCCUUUCUUCCUCCUCUACCCCGGCCAUGGAGGCGCCGCCGCCGCGCCGCCCGGCGUGUGGAGACCCCCGGCAGCCCGCGGCGGGGCCACCCUGCCCGUGCUGGUGCUGAGCUACCCGGGGCCGGAGGGAAGCGGCGGUACCGGCGGCCACUCUUGGGAGGAUUUGACAGAUGUGGUGGAGCAAUUGCGCGAUGACACCCAAGAUCCUAAUUAUCUGAUGGCUAAUGAACGCAUGAACCUGAUGAACAUGGCGAAACUGAGCAUCAAGGGGCUGAUCGAGUCGGCGCUGAACCUGGGCAGGACGCUGGACUCGGACUACGCGCCUCUCCAGCAGUUCUUCGUUGUGAUGGAACACUGCCUUAAACACGGCUUGAAAGCCAAAAAGACUUUCCUUGGGCAAAAUAAAUCCUUUUGGGGACCUCUGGAACUCGUAGAAAAGCUUGUUCCUGAAGCUGCAGAAAUUACAGCGAGCGUUAAGGAUCUCCCAGGGCUGAAGACGCCCGUGGGGAGAGGAAGAGCUUGGCUGCGCCUGGCUCUGAUGCAGAAGAAACUUUCAGAGUACAUGAAGGCCUUGAUCAACAGGAAGGAUCUUCUCAGGUGACCCAACAGUGCUACAGUGAACAACCUCCAGGCCAAGGUGGAUGCCUUGGAAAAAUCCAACACCAAACUGACCGAGGAGCUUGCAGUUGCAAACAACAGGAUUAUUACACUGCAAGAAGAGAUGGAACGGGUUAAAGAAGAAAGUUCUUACAUCCUAGAGUCCAAUCGGAAGGCCACUAAAGACAGAACUGCUGAUGGACAGGCACUGACCGAGGCGCGGAAACAGUUGAAGGAGGAGACUCAGCUGCGGCUGGACGUGGAGAAGGAGCUGGAGGUGCAGAUCGGGAUGCGACAGGAGAUGGAGCUGGCCAUGAAGAUGUUGGAGAAAGAUGUUUGCGAGAAGCAAGACGCGCUGGUGGCGCUCAGGCAGCAGCUGGAUGAUCUCAGGGCCCUAAAGCAUGAACUGUCUUUCAAGCUGCAGAGUUCAGACAUGGGAGUGAAACAGAAGAGUGAAUUAAACAGCCGUUUGGAAGAGAAAACAAAUCAGAUGGCUGCCACCAUCAAACAGCUUGAACAAAGAUUGCGGCAGGCGGAGAAGGACCGGCAGUUGGCCCAGCAGGACAACCGUCUCUUCAAGCAGGAGUUUGGGGACAAAAUCAACAGCCUCCAGCUGGAAGUGGAAGAGCUCUCCAGGCAGCGCACUUCUAGAUUUUUCCAUCCUGACGUAUUAUGUGAGACAACUUCUAUUCAGAGGCAGUUUUCAGCUCUUGAGUUGGGGUUGAGUUGCUGCGGUGUGAAGAGAGGGUUAAAUAGCUCAUCUUCUCUCCCUGUGGAGUGUUACAGAAUGGCCCUUAUUCAGAUUCCACCUCCCUAUUCCAGGAGCCACCUGGAACAGGAACUGAAGCGGGAGAGGGACAGAUGGUCACAGAGUCACCAACGCGGCCAAGACAACAAAAAAGGCCCAAAGAAUUGGCUGAGACAGGACGGGAGGCACAAAAUCCAGGAAGAAAAUGCAAAAGUGAAGCAGCCCCCAAGGGAGGACAGUGUCCUGAACAGUGUCCUGAGCAGCGUCCUGCCCCACAGGUCCCCGGGCGGCACGCAGGACGAGCAGGAACAGCCGUCGGGAGCUGGGAACGCCGAGAUCUGCCAGCUCUGCCGGGAAGAAAGCAGCCGGAGCGCAAAGAAGAACAUCUGCAAGAACUGUGGUGGUGUCUUCUGUGAAGCUUGUUCAGGGAACGAGCUGCCCCUGCCCUCCAGCAUCAACCCCCAGCGCGUCUGCGACCCCUGCCACCAGCAGCUCAUCCAGCAGUACUCGGCCAGCCCCUUGGCCGAGAUCUGCCAGCUCUGCCGGGAAGAAAGCAGCCGGAGCGCAAAGAAGAACAUCUGCAAGAACUGUGGUGGUGUCUUCUGUGAAGCUUGUUCAGGGAACGAGCUGCCCCUGCCCUCCAGCAUCAACCCCCAGCGCGUCUGCGACCCCUGCCACCAGCAGCUCAUCCAGCAGUACUCGGCCAGCCCCUUGUAGGGGGGACAGUGCAGGGAGAGGUGACCAAAAAAUGGUGGUGGCUGAGCAUGGUGGCUUGUGGAGUUGUCCUGGGGGGGGAAAUGUGAAGAGAAGACACUUUCCUGUGUCCUUUGGAGGUCGGAGGGAAGCAGCUUCGUGGUGUUUCGUGGACGGUCUGAGCUUUCCCUGUCCCAAAACCUGCCGGCUCCCGGCGCUGAGCUUGUGCUGGGGAAGAGCUGUUUUGGGAAUGUCCCCAAGGUGUCCCCCAGCAGCCAGGACAGAGUGUCCUCGCCCCAAAACGAGCUCUGUGUCUGCGGGGGUGGGUCAGGAACGGUCUUAUCCUCAUAGCUGUGAUGUGACAGCUGCUGCUGAGCGACGCCUCGCUGAAAGCAGGACGGGGGGAUGCUCAGUCCUCCUGCCUGGCUCCACUUGAAACCCCCUGUCCCUUUCCCCUCGCCUUUGACAAUCCGCGUCGCUGCUGGGGCUCUGAAGGCCAAGGGAAGAGGCCAAGAAACUCUUCCAAGCUUCACUCCUUCAGCCCUGGCCGCGGCUGCGCAAAUCGGGCUGGAAAACUCAAACCAAGCUGUGAAAGUUCCAAAGUUCUCCUUGUGUGCAGGGGGUGCAGGAUGGGGAGAACCAAGGACCUGCACUGAUCUGGGACCUUCCUGGUUAGACCCUCACUGUGACUUGGUGACCACACCGGGGUGGUGAUGGUGAAGAGCAUCCAUCACUGCACCUCCCGUGGUGGGGUGGGAGCUGGAGGGAUUGGAUCCCCAGCACUGAGAGACCAAAUCCUCGUGACGACACAUUUAGGGGCCACUUCCCUCCACCUCUCCCCCUCGGCCACAGGCAAAAAAUUGUAAUAAACCCAGCGUUUUGCUAAUUAUUUUUCUUUGGUAGAGAAGGAACAGAAAGGAACAAAAGAAGCAGGAACGUUUUUUGCCCACAAGAAAUUCUGAUUUGAAACAGGGUAAAGAGGUUCCACACUUCAUGGUACAUCAUUCUUUGCUGCUCCUACCUCAAGGAACGUCAUGUUACGCCGAAAAAAGCGGUGGGGGCUUCCUUAGUGAAGCACGGAGCACGUCACGGUGGUGGUGGGGACUGGUUUAUACUGGAAAUCUACUUGUCUUGAAGACCGCAGAAUGUUUUGUAGUCCUUAGAAAAACUGGUGUUAUUUCUGUGACAAUUUGGGUUUGUACCAAUGUUGUUAGGGGUUUAGUGGUUAUUUCCUCCGGGGGGAUUUUUCUGUUGAUCAGACCGGCUGGAACGGCGGUGACGGGCGUGUGGGAGCUGAGGUGGUUGUCGUGGUU